Messenger RNA from Biomphalaria glabrata, 2721 nucleotides. RefSeq lists its product as uncharacterized. The record is from RefSeq and is a predicted model, not a curated record. Bases 165 to 1406 code for a protein of 413 amino acids. The transcript has 3 exons. NCBI's taxonomy places the organism in Eukaryota, Metazoa, Mollusca, Gastropoda, Planorbidae.
UGAACAAGAAAUAACUCAUUGGUUAUCUUAACUCUCAUCUUCACAACGGAGCUCAAUUUCUGUUAAUGAUCUACUUCCUUGUUGAGAACUGCUUCAAGCAGUAACAAAUGGUAUAAGACGUACCAUUCACAAACAGUCUAUCAUUUUCUGGAUACUUCGACGUCAUGUUUAAUCAAACUUUAUUGAGACAUGUGGUUCUACUGUUGUUGGGAUGUCUUCUGUUCAAGUAUCACUCAGCAGAAGACUGCAGAUAUCAAUUCCUAUUGCCUGGUUCUUGUUACAUCGAUUCCGGAUCAUCAUCAGAUGUCAUCCUACCUUGUACUAUUGAAACAUGCAGCAAUGCAGCCUACACGUGUGACUAUACUGGAACUGGACAAGACUUCAGCUAUUUAGUUUUUUAUUGUAACACUAAUAAUAGCACAAGGUUGAAUUGUACAUUUCGUAGAGCAUCAUGGACAUUAUACAACAACUUAACAGCCUUGUUUAAUGUUUGUUUAAUUAAUGAAGGAGGAACGUGUAAUAUACUUACACGAAAUGUGUCUAAUUGUGUUUUAAAUAGUUAUAGUGUCACUCAUGCAUCUACAUUAACUGCAUUAAAGAUCGCGACAUCAACUCUAAGCUUACCAUCACCUCUGAACGCUUCAACCACCAACCCAACACCAACUGAAUGGACGGAGGCUGAGGCUACAUUGGUCGAGACGACCAUAACACCACUAAAUACUACUGAAUUAAAUUCAACAAACAUUACACUUUCGACUUCAUUAUUUAAUACAACAAAUUCGACUAUUGUCAAAAAUGGUAAUAGUAGUGAUAAGAGGCAAUUAAUUACUAUAAGUGUAGCAGUUCCACUAGGUAGUUGUAUUAUUGCUUCUUUAAUAGUGGGCGUAUUUAUCUGGAGAUGUAAGGUAAGAAAGACUCGGUCGCAAGGAACGAAAGUUACCAAGGUAGUAUCAGCAAGAAAUAAUAGAACCGGUCUUAAUAAUGUACUACUAGACAAGACAUUAGUCAAGGAAGUUCAGAAUGAAAACCAUGUGUAUAAUCACCCCGACAGUCGAGAUUCUAAUUAUAUCAACAGCGCUAUGAGUCAAUAUACCAUCUGUACUGAAAGUGUGGACAAGCGAGAUGUACCUGUUGAUACUUACGGCAAUAACUUAAUUGAACGCAUCGUUUCUCCUGAGAUAACAACAAACAAAACUGUAUUAAGUAAGGGUGACAGAGAUGACGAGAAAGAUGAGAAUGAACUUAACAGAAACGACCUCAACUCUCAAUAUGAUUCCCAGCAACCAACACAAAAUGGCUACUGUGAAAUCACUUUACUUGAUCAAAGCUUGCAAGAUGUCACAGGUUACUCCAGACUUUCUGUAUCACAAGACAAACAUCAUACCUAUGAAAAGUUCAAGAAGUAAAUACGAACUAUUUUCUUCUGAGGAAAGACGCAGUCACGCAAACAUUUCUAACAGCAGAAGAAACAAAAUAGGUUGCAGAUACAAGAAAUAGAAAAGAGGCGUUUGAAAUCUUCCAGGGCUGCCUGGUAGUGCGGUAUGCUAGUUGGACUGUGGAUCGUUGGGCCUCGAUGGUGCAAGGCUCAUACUGACUGACGGCUGUUUUUAUUAAAAGUCUCUUUAAGAAAAAAGAAUAACCUUAAACCAAAAUGAUUAAAUAAUUCUAAAUCUACAUUUUUUGAUGCAUUCAACCAUACUACGCAGCUUCUCUACCACCAAAGCGAAAGCCACCUUGACCUGCAAUAUUUGUGGACGGGAGUGUCUCUCCAAAAUAGGACUCCACAGUGAUAAUAAUAAUAAUAAUAAUAAUAAUCUUUAUUAUCCGUAAGGAAAUUUGUCUUACAAUUUGUGCAUUACACCAAACAAAAAACAUUAUAACUAUAAGAAACCAAAGUGUACAUUCACACCAGACUCACUCAUAAUUUACAUGUGACAAAGUUUAUACCAGAUUGUUCUUAUUUAAUGAUUCGAUUGCCAGGGGAACAAAAGAGUGUUUGUGUCUGUUUGUCUUUGCUAUCGGUGUCUUGUAUCUCUUUUGUGAUGGUAAAAUCACAAAAUCCUGACACAAAGGGUGAUUCUUUAUUUCGAGGAUCUUGUUAGCUUUUUUAUAGAUGUUUGUCUCAAACAACUGCCCAAAUGGGGUUUGUUUUUUGCCAAUGAUUUUGCCAGCAGCAUUUAGGAUUCUAUUAAGUUUAUUUUUAUUUUUAAUGCUCAGAUUGCCAUACCAGGCAGUGAUAUUGAAACUUAAAAUAUUGCAGAUGUGAGCGUGAUAAAACAUAGCCAAGGCCUUUUCGCUAACAUUAAACGAGGACAGUUUUCUUAGUAGUCGUAAUCUUUGCUGCCCUUUUUUGCUGAUAUAAUCAGUAUUUGCAGUAAAAUUUAGUUUAUUGUCUAGGAUAGUACCAAGGUAUUUAAAGGUUUGCACAAUUUCAAUAGUCUCUCCAGCUACAGAAACAAUAUCGAGAUAAACCAGUCUUUUCACGACUGAAGGAGGCCAAUGAUAUAUAUAUAUAUAUAUAUAUAUAUAUAUAUAUAUAUAUAUAUAUAUAUAUAUAUAUAUAUAUAUUGUUUAAAAUGAUAAAUGUAUAUUUCUUAAUGUAUAUUAUAAUGUAUAUUGUUAACAUGCAUUUCAAAGUUCAAAACUUUUUCUUACGAAUAUUUUUUUUAAUUUAGAAACAUAUUAAGGAGACAAAACAAUGUGUUACUUUAGUAAAUAUAA